UAAUUGUGGGUCUAAAAAUUUCACCAGAAAGAAGAAAUAUUAAAAUGCAAUAUGAACAAAUUGAAGGUACUACGAAAGCCUCUCAAAUGAAGCUAACCCAGAAGUGAAUUUUAGCAAUGAAAAGAUGAAACAAAACUUGAAAGUAAUCGGUGAACACACCAAUCAUAUCUUCAAGCAAAACACCCAGAUUACCCAGUUGGGAAAAUCUGGUCAAAUCCAUGAAGCCGUCAAACUUUUCUCCGAAAUGACCCGUAAGAACACUGUAACAUACAACUCCAUGAUUUCUGCCUUAAAUAAAAACGGCAAAUUCAACGAUGCACGUCACCUGUUCGACAACAUGCCCCGUAGAAACCUAGUUUCUUGGAAUACAAUGAUUGCAGGGUAUUUACACUCCGAUAGAAUUGAUGAAGCUUAUCGACUGUUCGUUAAAAUGCCUAAAAGAGACAGAUUCUCUUGGACUCUGAUGAUAUCUUAUUUUACACGUAAAGGGGAGCUUGAAAAGGCUAGAGAACUGUUUGACUUAUUUCCUCACAAGCGUGAUGUGGCUUUUUGGAACGUUAUGAUUCGAGGGUAUGGUGAGAAAGGAAGGAUUGUUGAAGCUAGGAGAUUGUUCGACGAAAUGCCACUUAGGGUUGUUGUUUCGUGGAAUUUGAUGUUAUCCUGUUAUACCCGGAAUGGCGAAAUGCGUUUGGGGAGGGAGUUUUUUGAAGGAAUGGCGCUAAGGGAUGUUGUUUCAUGGAAUUUGAUGGUCGAUGGGUUUAUUGAGGUUGGUGAUUUGGAUUCUGCUUGGGAGUAUUUUGAGAAGACUCCAUAUCCGAAUGUUGUUUCUUGGGUUACAAUGUUAUGUGGGCUUGCACGAAGUGGUAAGAUAUUGGAGGCAAGGAGAUUGUUUGAUCAGAUGCAGAAUAAGAAUGUUGUUUCUUGGAAUGCUAUGAUUAGUGCUUAUGUGAAGGAUUACCAAAUUGAGGAGGCUGCCAGGUUGUUCAGUGACAUGGCAAACAGGGAUUCAUUUUCAUGGACCACAAUGAUUGAUGGUUAUGUUCAUGUUGGCCGGCUUGAUAAGGCAAGGGAAUUACUGAAUCAAAUGCCUUACAAGGAUAUUGCGGCGCAAACUGCAAUGCUUUCUGGAUACAUUAAGAAUAAAAGAAUGGAUGAAGCUUGUCAGGUUUUUAAUGAGAUAGCUGCUAGAGAUAUUGUUUGUUGGAACACAAUGAUUGUAGGGUAUUCACAGAUGGGAAGAAUGGAUAAGGCUCUCGAUCUAUUCAAGGAGAUGAAAGAUAAAGAUUUAGUCACUUGGAACACCAUGAUCAUUGGUUAUGCUCAAAUCGGAGAAAUGGAAGAAGCGGUUAAGAUAUUCAAUGGAAUGAAGAUAAAGAAUGUAGUCUCUUGGAAUUCAUUGAUAACAGGUUUCUUGCAGAAUGGCUUAUCAAUGGAUGCAUUGACUAGUUUCAAACUGAUGGUUCAUGAAGGAAUAACACCUGAUCAUUCAACUUUUGCAUGUAGUCUAAGUGCAUGUGCCAAUCUUGCAGCUUUGCAAGUUGGAAAGCAGAUGCACAAUAAGGUUUUGAAGAGUGGUCAUUUAAAUGAUCUGUUUGUAGGGAAUGCGUUGAUCACCAUGUAUGCUAAAUGUGGACGCAUCUUGUGUGCUCAACUCAUAUUCGAUGAUCUUGAUGAAGUUGAUGUUAUUUCUUGGAAUUCUCUGAUUACUGGGUAUGCGUUAAAUGGCUAUGGAAAACAAGCCGUUCAACUCUUUGAACAAAUGGUGUCAAAAGGUGUGCAACCCGAUCAUGUCACCUUCAUUGGGGUUUUAUCUGGUUGUAGUCACAUUGGCCUUGUUGACCAGGGCUUAAAAUUGUUUAAACACAUGACAGAAAUUUACUCUAUAGAACCUAUGGUUGAACAUUAUGCUUGCAUUGUUGAUAUGUUAGGCCGUGCUGGGAUGUUAUCUGAAGCCUUUGAAGUGGUGAGGGGAUUGAAGAUCAGGGCAAAUGCCGGAAUAUGGGGUGCACUGUUGGCUGCUUGCAAGACUCGUGGGAAUUUGAAGCUUGGCAAGAUUGCUGCAGAGCAGCUUUCAGAAUUUGAACCUCGAAAAACAUCAAACUUUGUGUUGUUGGCAAACAUGCAAGCUGAGGCUGGUAGUUGGGAUGAGGUCGAAAACACAAGGCUAUCAAUGAAAUACACUGAAGCGGAGAAGCAACCAGGGUGCAGCUGGAUUGAAGUUAGACAUCAGUUACAUUGUUUCCAGUCCAAUAUGCCAAUGCAGCCGGAGACUGCAGAGGUUUACAGCAACUUAAAAACGUUAACCUCACAGAUAAGUAACCUAGAUUGCGUUUCUAAAUCGUCUCUGCUUGAUAAUUUAUGAUGAAUGGCUUCUUAAUUUAUUAUUAUUAUUAUUAUAGGUAAAUUCUUUUUCCUUCUGUUA
Molecule: messenger RNA, 2422 nt
Organism: Gossypium raimondii (Peruvian cotton)
Lineage: Eukaryota; Viridiplantae; Streptophyta; Magnoliopsida; Malvales; Malvaceae
Product: pentatricopeptide repeat-containing protein At4g02750
Exons: 1
Coding region: 125-2362 (745 amino acids)
Biological process (GO): RNA modification
Molecular function (GO): RNA binding; protein binding
Source: RefSeq, a predicted model, not a curated record